This is a messenger RNA of Epinephelus moara (kelp grouper), 7553 nucleotides long. It is a transcript of the gene ulk2, whose product is annotated as unc-51 like autophagy activating kinase 2. The transcript has 27 exons. Gene Ontology annotation, biological process: autophagy; peptidyl-serine phosphorylation; axon extension. Gene Ontology annotation, cellular component: autophagosome; cytoplasm. NCBI's taxonomy places the organism in Eukaryota, Metazoa, Chordata, Actinopteri, Perciformes, Serranidae. The coding region runs from base 1106 to 4231 and encodes 1041 amino acids. Gene Ontology annotation, molecular function: ATP binding; protein serine/threonine kinase activity. The record is from RefSeq and is a predicted model, not a curated record.
UUCAGUUUUGUUCAAAUGACUGUUGGGACCAGAGUACCAUCACUCUGUCAUGAUGUGACUGUACCGGGAGAAAAUACUGUACAGCUUUUAUUAACACGUCAACGUACAGUGUCUUAAUGUGAAACUAAAUAUAACUGAAGAAGACAGCUACUCCCAGGGCUAACAUUAUCGUAAGCUAUUCUGUCAGACUCGACGACGAAGGAAACAACCAAGUGUUCUUUUAUGUCACACGGACGAAAUCAGUGCUCACUGGAGAAACGUCAGUGUCUUUCAAGAGGAGAGAAAUGUGUCUUGUGGACUCGGGCGUCUCGUCGAAGAAGACAUAUCAUAAGGACUAACAUCCUCAGAUUAACAGCAGUAAUGUGUUGACAUUCGCGUUGCAUCCUUAAGAUUUUUUAUGCUAACACUGACUGUAGGCUCGCGGAUGUUAGCUAGCUUUAUAUGUCGCUACAACUUGUAUUUUAGAUAGAUGACGCUUACAUUGCCCAGCAUCACCAAACAAGGUAACGUUAUUGACAUAUUAUUGUGAACAUGUUUGUAGAGACCUGCUAUGGGCAGCAGCUAUGACGCUAGGUGUAGCCCCAGGGUUAUGUCACUGUCAGGCUAACAGAUAGCUCGGUGUCUGCAGCUACUUUCAGUCUUUGCAUGGUCAUGUCCAACUGGGUUGGCAUCAUGUAAGUUAACGUUAAACUGUCCCACUAAACAGGUUAGGUGACUAGGGACACAGUGUGUUAGUGAGCCUGCUUGGAGAGUAAUGCAAAGCUGGAUUGCAGCUAUCCAACUGGGUCAAAGACUGACAGCUGGCACUGAUACAGUUUAGCUCAGGAUUGUUGUUAGCCAUGCUCACAACCGUCUGUUCAGUGUGAUAUUACAAACAUCUCAACUUAUUUAGAGGUUACGUGAAUGCAUCAUAUCCUGACUGCAUCUCUUAUUUAUGCAAUAAGGGACAACAGAGCAGCCUGACAUGAAAUAAAUCCGUAGUGCAAGAAGCAACAUUGCCAGGACUGAGAGCAUCAUUUGCUCUAGGAUAAUUUUCUGAAGAGGAGAGCAACAUUUACAGCUAUCCACCCGUGCCCAGUAUCAACCCGACCAUCAGUCCAUCACAAUGGAAACUGUGGGAGAUUUUGAGUACAGCAGAAAAGACUUGGUUGGACACGGAGCCUUUGCUGUGGUGUUUAAAGGAAGACACAGGAAGAAGACAGAUUGGGAGGUGGCGAUCAAGAGCAUUAAUAAGAAGAACCUGUCCAAGUCCCAGAUCCUUCUUGGCAAGGAAAUCAAAAUCCUUAAGGAGCUGCAGCAUGAAAACAUUGUGGCACUUUACGAUGUCCAGGAAACACCCAACUUUGUUUUCCUGGUCAUGGAGUACUGUAAUGGAGGUGAUCUCGCUGACUACCUGCAAGCCAAGGGGACACUAAGAGAAGACACACUUAGGGUUUUCCUCCAGCAGAUUGCUGCUGCCAUGCGCAUCCUCAACAGCAAAGGAAUCAUCCACCGGGACCUAAAGCCACAGAACAUCCUCCUGUCAUAUGUGGGUCGCAAGAAGUCCAACAUCAGUGGCAUCCGCAUCAAAAUAGCUGACUUUGGCUUUGCACGGUACCUCCAGAGCAACAUGAUGGCAGCCACACUCUGUGGGUCGCCCAUGUACAUGGCACCAGAGGUCAUCAUGUCCCAGAACUAUGAUGCAAAGGCUGACUUGUGGAGCAUAGGGACAGUCAUUUACCAAUGUCUGGUUGGCAAGCCACCAUUCCAGGCCAAUAGUCCCCAAGACCUGAGGAUGUUCUAUGAGAAGAACAAGAAUUUACAACCUGUCAUCCCAAGGGAGACAUCCCAACAACUUGGCAACCUUUUGCUUGGGCUGCUGCAGAGGAAUCAGAAAGACAGGAUGGACUUUGAUACAUUUUUCAGCCAUCCUUUCCUGGAGCCUUCAUCUACUAUUAAAAAAUCGUGUCCAGUGCCAGUCCCCAGUGCCUCCAGCGCAGUGACUGACAGCUCCUGUGGCAGCUCCCCAUGCAUCCGAUACAACUCCCCUCCUUCUCUUCCGGACAUGCAGACACUAGCAGAAGAUGGUCUGUCAUCCCCUCCACUCGGUUCGCCUAACUUCCUGCAGCUGUCUAAAGAGUCUGCAGGAAGCACCAGCAGUAAGAACUCGUCCUGUGACACUGACGACUUUGUCCUGGUGCCUCACAUCUCUACUGACAGUUAUGACCAGCCAAUGGGAGCGUGCCGCCGGCUGUCCAGUGAGUUCCUCAUGUGUGGAGGGCAGCUGCAGCCUAUCACCGGACAGACCCCGAUGGUAUCCCCACGGGCUGAGACCACCCCAAUCCCUGUUCCUACCCAGAUCCGUAACUACCAGCGCAUCAAGCAAAAUCUGUCUAGCAGCCCGACAACCACGCUGUACAGCUCCCCCAGGUCUGCCACUGUGAGGCGCUCCAACACUAGUCCUAUGGGGUUUCCCAAGGUGGGCUCGGGGUCCCCCAGCUCUGCAGAUAUCCCUCAGACAGUAGGCAGACGUCUCUCCACUGGCAGCUCCCGUCCCUACUCCCCUUCACCUCUUGUGGGCACUAUCCCUGAGCAGCUGGGUCACUGCUGCUGUCACCUGCAGAACCACGAGCCUCGCAGCCGCAGCUCCUCGGGAGGUUCCCCUGUCCCAUCCUCUCAACUCCUGGGGGCUCGGCUUCAGAGUGCCCCCACCCUGACUGAGGUCUACCAGACCAGGCAGAAACUCCACAAGCAGUUGUCAGACCCUGUUCAGCCCUCCUCCUCCUCCUCCUGCAGUCAUUCCCCUCAGCUCGGGCGGCCAGUCAACCUUGGCUCCUCCCCCACCAAGCUCCUGGGCUCCUCCCCCCGCACAUCUGACUGGCUGCAGAAGUCCCCGCUGCCCACCAUCAUUGGCUCCCCGACAAAGGCCAUUUCGGCGCCAUUCAAGAUCCCUAAAACACAGGCGUCCUGUAACCUGAUGGCACUGGCUGAUAGCCCUGUGCCAACCAAGACAUUGGCAGAUGCCCGGGAUAUCUGUGCCCACCACUGCAGCCCAUACCUCACCGGACGCCCGGCUGCCCCUGAGGCCACCAGGACCUUCGGCAGGUCUGUUAGUACAGGUCGUCUAUCUGAGCAGCCAAUCAGAAUCACUCUGGGUGGACAGGCCUAUCAGGGCAGCACUGACAGCUUGAAUGCAGAGCGACCCAUGGACACAGCCCCUGCAGGUCCCAGUGGCCAUGUUCCCAGUGGGUCAGCAAGUCCCCGUACAGUCCUUUUCACUGUGGGUUCACCACCAAACAGCAGCACUCCUCCUACCUGCAGCCAUCUGGGCACACGACCACGCACCACCUCAGUGGGAUCCAACAGUUCAGCUGGCUCCCUGUGUUCCACUAGUGGCCGGGUCUAUGUCGGUUCUCCUCCAGGCAUGGCCAUGGGCUCCUCUCCUCCAGGAGGUUUUGGGGGCGGGCAAGCUGUCCCCGGGACUGAGGGGGCACCCAGCAGCCUGCGCUAUGUUCCCUAUGGUACCUCCCCUCCCAGCUUGGAGGGAUUCAUCACAUUUGAAGCCCCUGAGCUGCCCGAGGAGACCCUCAUGGAGCGGGAGCAUACAGACACCCUGAUGCACCUAAGGAUGAUACUUUCAUUCACUGACUGUGUACUGGAGAUGGCAGCAGUGCGAGCUGGAGGGACGGAGCUUGGUGUGUCGGCCGCUUCCCUCUACCCUCCACAGGAUAGUGUGGUUGUGGACCAGAUCAGCCAGCUCAGCAAAGAGUGGGGGCAGGUGGAGCAGUUGGUGCUCUAUAUGAAGGCAGCUCAGCUCCUGGCUUCCUCCCUCCAUCUGGCUAAGGCUCAGAUUAAAUCAGCCAAGCUCAAUCCUUCCACUGCCGUCAAACAGGUGGUGAAGGGUCUGAAUGAGCGCUACAAAAGCUGCAUCUCCCUCUGUCGGCAGUUGACUGACAAACUCAACCACUUCUUCUCCGAUAAGCAGCGUUUUGUGGACGAAAUCAACAGCGUCACUGCAGAGAAGCUCAUCUAUAAUUACGCGGUGGAGAUGGUUCAGUCAGCAGCUCUGGAUGAGAUGUUCAAGCAAACAGAAGAUAUAGCGUACCGCUACAGCAAGGCUGCCAUGCUGCUGGACGGCCUAUCCAAGAUCCUUCAGGACCCCACUGACAUUGAGAACGUGGUCAAGUACAAGGCCAGCGUGGACCGCAGGAUCUCAGCCCUUUGCUACUGCACUGUCACACUCUACGAGUAGUAGCCCUCACACAAACGCACAUGCACACACACAGGGACCACAUCCUAAAACUAUUGACUUGCAUUCACAUAAAGCUGCUGUUCUCUCCUGUAGCAGUUGAAGCACUUUUCAGCACCUUGAUAGGUUUCAUCUGUAUUUAUCAUCAUACCAGUGCAUCAUGGACUGAACUGUGACAAGCAACUGAUGCACAAAUUUACAACCAAAGAUGACAAUGGAUGCAGAAACAAAAGGCUGAAACCGGAUGUGAACAUAAUGCAUGCACUUUCAAGUGCAUUUUUUUUUCUUAUGCUAUGAUGGAGGAAAACCAUUUGAUCAACAUAUAUAAAAACUAAAGUCCAUCUUUAAGGAUAUCAUUUGUUUUUUACCAGAAGAGAAAGAGGAUGGACAGGACUAUGAGACAGUGUUGUGGGCUUCAAGAGACUCCUCAUGAAGCACUUCAUGUUUUAUUUUUUUUUAAUUCUGCUUAUUAUGUAAUAUCAGUGGUAAUUUACUCUAUGUUUAAGUUGUUGUUAUUUAUUGGUUCAGAAGAACAUGGAUGUUUGAUUUUCCUGCCUAUCUUGAACCUCAAGUAUUGGCGUGGAAGGAAAUGGAAGAAUUAGCAAAAGGCUUAUGGCCGAUCACUGUAACAGAUUCACCAACAUGGAUUUUUACAUGAAACAAACUCUUGUUACAGAAAUUAGACAUGUAAGCAGUGGAACACGUAGUUUUGUAACUGCUUUGUUUUUAUGUUUCUUGUGUUAGCUCAAGCACUUUAUUGUAGAUUGAGAGGAUGAGACGUUUAUCUGUACAAGUUCUGAAGAUAAAAAUGUGAAGGCAGGGGAGGGGUUUUCUGAUCACUCCUGCUCCCACCGUUAAAACUGAUCUGCUCUGUAUGCACAAUAAACACAUCUACAGAAUGCAUACAUUUCCCACCAGGGAAACUUGGGUGGAAAACAGUGCUGUUGGUUGCAGCUCAGCUUUUUGGGGCCUAGUUUGUCUUGUUAGCUGAUUUAAAUUCCUAUAUAUAAAUGGGCAUGUCACCAAUUUUACACACAAAAAUCAGUUAAUUUGUCACAAGAAGCACUCCUCAGCCUAUGAAUUGUAAAAAAUUGCCCCUUUCCCACUGAACAAAACCCCCCAAACACCUGCUUACACCUGGCUUAUAUAUGUGAUGGGAAAGGUUACAAUCGGCAUUCAUACCCACGUCAAAUGACUGUGGCUCCAAUUGGCAGUAAUGGAAAUGCAACACCCAGGUGAACGCGCUAAUUUUAGCUACCUUUACCAGCAAGAUGCACUGACGCACAACCACAAAAUACCAUCCAUUUCUGCCCAAGCAGCGCUACAACAAGUGAGUCUGCACUGAGUUUGAAAGAGAGACUGAAUAAGUAGGAAAAGAAGUAACCACCAUAUCAGUUUCACAGGCCUCCAUGCUGCUUUCUGCUGUUUAUUAACCUGUCUUCUGGCCAGCUGUAACAUCAGACGUGACACACCAGUGACAAACAAACUAAAAGAAAAACACGCAGAAAGGCAUACUGGUCUGCAGCAGAGCAGUGUACACAGCACUGUUCUACUGGCAAUGGGGAAGACAUCAAUACGCUAUUUUAAGUGGGUUUUCCCGAGAUUUUGACCUAGAUGAUGUCAUGAGAGUUAUCUUGACUGGGCCUGGAGACUUCAGCUUUUUUAACAGAUAAUGUAAAAGUAUAAAGUGUUGUAAACUGGUGGUGUGGAGUUGGAAAUGGAGGCAUUACCAAGCAAGGAGGGUCUAAUGGCAGAUGGUAUCGGGUUGCAUUAUAGGAUAUGUAGGAUACUUAGGGAUCUUGACCCAUAUUAGUUGUUCUCCAACUUAAUGGAAGUGUAAUGCUAAAUCAGUUAAAAUAUCCCUUUAACUCCAGAUACAGUAAAUAUGUCUGACAUAAGGAAAAGUGGGCUACAGUUUGAAUGCAGCAUUUUAAGGUUUCCCUGUUCUUUACUAUUCAAACCAACAUCAUUCUUUAAAAUACUGUAGUUUGAUAAAUGACGUAUACAUACUGGGCUGAGGAGCUUUGAUUACCUUUUAUUAUUUUUACCACUUUAAACCCUGAUGGACUCAAGUGUGAAACUGAAUGGUCAUAUUACUUGACAAGUUACCAUAAUAAGUUUCAUUUUACUAUAAUACUACAGCUUUUUAUGUUCUGUCAGUAUCUGUAGCUAAUUUUUUAACAAAACUUGAUGUUUGCAAACUUGUAUAUAUUUGUAUGUGGUGCAUGUGAUGAUUCCUUUCCCCUCUUUUUGGGAGGGAGGUGCGUGCAUGUUUGAGUUUUGAGGGCAUUGAUGCUAGCAUCAGGUGGCCUGCUUGUCAGUGAAAGAGCACAAAUCUUUAUAUGUACAUAGUUGAAUUUGAUACAUUUUAUUCAUGUAUGCCAAGGGUUUGAUAAAGAAACCUCUUUUGGCACAACAGGGGUGUGCCAAAGAAUAAAGCAAAACUUGUGGCAGCUCCAAAACUUUCCAGAGAACUCUUUCUACCAGGAUUGUUCAUUAUUAGGAUCAAGACUCAUAUUUCUUCAGUGGGUCUUAUGAAAUAUUCUGAAAUGAGUGUGAUGUCUUUAGAUUUCAUACUUGUUUUCCAAAAUGUUUUGAUUUGUCACAAUCUGCACUGCCCAACAUCCACUCUGUCCCUUCUGCCUCCCCUCAAUCGUCUGCUGUGCUCCCAACAGUGUAUGUACUGUAUGUAUGAGUGUAUAUAAACACACAUGCACUUGCCAGGUGUGCAUUACGGCCAGUAGUAUACAGUUAACGUUGGAAAAGGAGAUGCCUUCUUGUGAAAGCACACAAAGGCGUACUCCUCUGUACAGGUGUGAAUACAUUAUUUUUCUGUGUAAAAAUGUGUAUAAAUGCAUUCACAGGCACCCAGUGGUCUCUGGGCCUGUUUCUGUAAUGUAUUGUUUUUUUGUUUUGUUUUUUAAACAUAUCGGGUUUCUGUUUCUCUCGUCCUUGUCAUGAGCACUCUGAACCACACAAGCCUUUUACCAUUACCAGAGUGCAGAGUGACAAAUAAAGCUGAUGGAAACCCACCUGAGUUUUGCUCUCAACUAUUUUGUCCAUGGACUGUGUUUAGAUGAAGCAUGGGUACAAAGUCUGCAUUUUUACCCCGUAGAACCUCUAGAAUCUUGAAUGUAUGUACCGUUGUUUUGCGCCUCCCCAGCUUGAUCUGAAUGCAUUCUGAAAAAAUCUGCUGUCAGACUCAUGACCCAGAAAAUGCAAUCCUUUCCAAGCACCAAUUUUUCAAAGAGAAAUGUUAAUGUUAUACUUGUGCCCCUCAACAAGGGGUGUCUGUCUUUGUUAAUAAAAACAAACAAAAAUGAAA